This is a messenger RNA of Dunckerocampus dactyliophorus (ringed pipefish), 8110 nucleotides long. RefSeq lists its product as uncharacterized. Bases 6632 to 7093 code for a protein of 153 amino acids. The transcript has 4 exons. Gene Ontology annotation, biological process: regulation of transcription by RNA polymerase II. NCBI's taxonomy places the organism in Eukaryota, Metazoa, Chordata, Actinopteri, Syngnathiformes, Syngnathidae. The record is from RefSeq and is a predicted model, not a curated record.
GAAAUAAUGAGUACUACCUUCUUUAGCUGCUUCUCACUCACUCUGCCCUUGUUUUCCAUGAAUGGUCUCCGCUGCUAUUUAGUUUAUAGCGCAAUUAUGUUAGCCUUUUCUUCCAAACAUUAGGCUGUUUUAGUAUUUUCAUUUGUAAAAAUAUCCUUCCCCGUCCCUGCUGCUUCCAUGAAUUGCUUGUUGAGUCAGCCUGUCAUGUGCUUUGCUAUGGAGAUGUUUUCCCCCAUGGCAGGUUAUUUCAGACCGACAAGAUAUUUUCAAUGUUGCCCACUAAAGGGGGUACUAGGCAUGAUAUAAAUAUGUAUUUUAAAUACAGCGGUACCUCGGCUUUUGUUCGUUACCUAACAAAACUGAAACGUUGGAAAACCAAAGCAUUUUUUCUCCAUCAUGUCAUGUCAAUUCAAUUCAUCUGUUCCAGAUACCCAAAAUUAGGCUGCCACUAACUAUUUUCUUAGUCCAUUAAUCUGAAGCUUGUUGUUUCGCUUAAUCUAGCAGUCGGCUAGGCUCUAUCCGGACUAGGCCUGUCACGAUAACAAACUUUGCUGGUGGACAAUUGUUCUCCAAAUUAUCGUAGAUAUUCGAUUUUAUUGGCAUUUUUUUAUAGACCAUUUUUUCAUGAAUUAUACGGCAUAAUGUACGCCGGUGUGUCUUGCUCACCUCUUCUCUCAGCCGUGAUCGUCUUUGUUUCAUCGUUUGUUGUGACGUCUCUUACCCAGCUGACGUGCCAGAGUUCCUGCUGCGGGAGGAGCCAUCACUUCUGUGCGUGUGGUCAUGUUAGCAUAUCCUUUCUCACAAGGCUAGUAUGUUGCUAGCACCCUGGGUCCGCUUGUGGAGGCGGGGCUACUAGCAAAGAGGCUGAAAGAGGACAGGAGCGUUCACUCUCUCUGUCCAUUCCACCACAGAACCAUGUGCACGGACGCAUGCAGAGUGAACCCUCUUGCCAUCCAGAUGAAACACGUGCACGCAUCAGUUUAUUGAGGGCUCAUAAUUAUUAAACCUGUUUUUUUUUAUUAUUGUUCAGUUAAUCAACUUAUGUAUCAUCGUGACAGAACUAAUCUGGCCUAAAUCAAUAUGAGCCAAACACAAGCAUUAGCGGUUUGGUCCGAUUAAUCAGCGAUUAAUUGUUGCUGCUCUACCCAGAAUAUGAACAAAUAGAUUUGGCAGAGAAUACUCAGUAUUGUCAGAUGUGGUGUCGCGUGUGUGAUUAAAAAUGGCUGAAUAAAUCUUUAAUACCCCACGGUUCAACGUGCCAGAGGUAGAAAACAAAAGUCUUGCACAAUAACCGAGACCACGUACGAGGACCGAAUUUUGACGCAAAUUUUUGUUUUGGGGCGUUUGAAAACUGAGGUUUGACUGUAAGUAUAAGUGCUGUUGCUAAGUCUGGAUGGCCCGAUCAGCAUGUUUGGCUACCGAUCCAAGCUGAUUUCCAGUCCCCGAGCCGAUACGACGUCAGUGUGAUGACAUUAUUAUGGAAGUGAAAAUGCUUUUAGCAAGAAACUAAAGUAAAGUAACUCGGUUUUCACUUACGGUGCAGACGCACUUCCACACGGUGGCCAUCGUCUCUCGCGGGCACGUAGAGUUCAGUGGCGGCGAUCUGCUGUCUGCACCGCUGCUACAUCACAAGGAGUAACAGGCAUGCAAGUGCACAGCAUGUGGCCCUUCUUUCUAUGGCGGUGGCAGGUGGUUCUCCUUGUGUCGUCCCCGAACAUUGCUUGUUGCAAUUUGGGCCUGCGGGAAUUUGUGUAGUUUGACUUGUGAACAGCUUCAGAGUCCGUUCAAUGCAGAGAAACCCUGGCACAGCAUGUUCUUCAGUGCCAUUCUUAAAGGAUAGUUGGCUUGUUUUGACCCCCACCUCCCCCCCAACUUGGUCCUGCGAGUCACUGUUGCAAGAAUGGAGAGGCAACAGUGCACAAGGAUAUUUGUGAGGUCUGAUUAUUUUUCAAGGAGGCCUUUUUGUGAUGCCAAUGUAUCACUCUUUUGAACGCAUUUUGUUUUGAGAAGCCAAAUUCUCUUCACUUAAAUGACCCAGCAACUAAGCAGAACUACGUUGCUUGUUGUGGGACCAACUGGGGGGGGAUGGUCUUCCAACUUCAUGUGAAAAAACUAUCCCUAUCCCUUUAACGCCUAGCACAAUACUCAUCACAUGUCCAUGGUGUUUCCUGAAUGUCAUGGCUGCAUUACAGGACGUCCUCAGAAAACACACACAACAGCAAAAUCUGUCGCUCCAUUCAGCGUGAUUGGAACGCAUGAUCAUGUCUUGACGGGUUAGGCAGCCCCGGCCCAUUCAGUUGGGUGGGCCCAUCAUAUUUGGCCUGUUUGAGUUGUAGGAAGCUCCCAGUCAGAGACUAAUCCUGCUGGCUUCAGGUUGUGAUUGAUGCUUCCUAACCUUCCUAACACCGUCAUCAAAGAGUGUUUAUGCCCUGAGAGGGAACAAACAAGGCCAAAGACCUCAGGCGAUCACGCUAUAGGACACAUACAGUAUGUACGGAUGGGGUUGGGCUUUCUUUGCAUCUUUUUGACAGUUUAGUUGUGUGUGUGUGUGUGUGUGUGUGUGUGUGUGUGGUGGUAGGAAUCAGCUGCAUUGGUGAUAACCAAUGGCUCUCCCAUGCUGUGGCACAUGGGGGCAGUAUUUGCCCUUCAGUUCCUCAUGUCUGGGCCAGCAGUGCUUUAUAUAAUCUUAACGUGCUUUGAGAGUCACUGACCUAAAUGUGCUGCUCUCACAAGUGGGGAAAGAGCCUUCCUGCACGCAACGACUGAAUGAAUGAACUGACAAUCAGGCAGCUUUGAAAUUGCUCCCAGCGUACUGUAAGAUGAGUGUCGAUUUGAUUCUUAAAGUCGCCCGUGUAGACCGAAACUUACAUCCAGAAUGAUCACUUGUUCCUAUGGAAAGGCUUCUGCACAUCUACAAAGACAAUCAUCUUGACACUGCAUUGGCCGUGCUGGAUGUUGUAGCACCUGUGUGGCAUCACUGUGUCGUGUUGGCAAAAGAUGGAGAGAAUAGAAAUAAAUAUGAUGUGCAGCAAUGUUUGUACGGCGAGGUCGGCGGUCGUGUCGUGUAAUAAACUGUGCUUGGAAGUCUGACUAAAAGUCUGUGUGCGCCGGAAACCCAAAAUGUGUGUCCAGACAAAAAUAUUCAGACGUAAAAUUAAAUGGCGUAUGCACACAUUCACGCAGUGUGUGCUUCACCUGCUGUCCAAAUGCAGUGUAAUGUAAUGUCAAUGCAAAGUGGCUCAUGAAUGCGGCGUCCAUAUUUAAUCACCCUUCGUUGCGUUUCACUGGGUUCUUCUGAAUCACAGCUGCUGAGAAGCUAAAGACAAAGUAGCAGAACUUGACCAAACUGAGACGCUUUUUAAAUGAUUUACAGAGGUAACUGUGUCAAAGCGCCUUGAGUGCCUGGAAGGUAGAAAAGCGUGAGAGCCCAUUUGUCAUUUUACCGUUUAACUUAACGAGCUGAAUUGACCAAAAUCAUCCUCGGAUGUAAACUGGGAAGUGUGAAACAUGGAAAGACCUUUUUUUAAUACUGUUUUGGAAAUCUGACUGUUUUAGUGCUAAGCUUUCCUUGUUCUGGCGUUAGUGCUUUCCUGGCAUUCCUGUGUGCCUUGGAUGGUCUUUUGGGCUUAGGUAAUUUUAAUGCUGGCUUGUGGUUUGGUAGAGAGACACCAAAACGAGGAUCUCUGUCUGACCUGUCCCUGACGUCUUCCCAUUUGGGUGUGGUUCCAACUGCUUUUUGCUCUGGGAAUGCAUAAUUUAUUCAUUGGCAUAAAAUGCAGCAGCGCUCUGUUGUCCUAGACUACGUCAAUCAAAUGUCUGUGGAAAGCUUAAAGCUCAUCCUUGCAGUGUCACUAAACAAGCAGAGAUGUUCUUAUCGCUCAGUUUCCCUGUGUGGACCAUAUGGCAAUGGGAUGGUUACGUAAGGCAUUGCAUACCCAGCUGAGGACGACUGGCUUACGCUCUAGAGAGCCACAGCUGUGAGAGCUGUUUGCAGUUUGGGGGCGUUGCUUAUCUCAGUUUAGUCUGUUGUCUCGGCAAAGAUUAUGGGCAUUAUCCUCAGCUGCAAGGUUGGUCUCCAUCCCUGGGCUGAAAGUUGUUCUGUUUGUUGCUGUCAACAAUGAAUACGGGUGCCCUCUGCAUCUUUUGCAAAAGCAGUACAUUGUAAGCCAGGGUGCUCCUGCUGCUGCUGUGGCUCAUUAUCGGCCAAUCCAGAUUUGAGUGGUCUGCAUAUACUGUACAGGUGGAUCACACACUAGUGCACGUCCCCCAAGUGUAGGUGGAGGCAGGCCGACCACAGCACAGCAAGCACAAAAAGGACAAUAAAGGAGGAAGUAAUUGGUAUAUAUUAAUGACUUCUACCCAAGUGGGGAGGGGAACUGGAGGGAUGGCGACUCUUUCCUGUACAAGUAACUACUCCCCUUGACUAGCUCAAACUGCAUUUUACAUCCGUAUGCACAAAACACGGCGUGUUGAAACACCAGGCAGCGCAUUAAUAGCCACCAACUGAGUACGGCCCAUAUAUGGGUCAUCCCUUUUGUUGAGCUUUGGCUGGACGGACCUGGAUACACACCGAAUGAAAGCAUUACGGAUGGGCUUCCUCUGAUGUUGCCAAUGACGUCUCAUUGGCUGGAGCGAGGCGAGGCGUCUGUGCCAUUGGCCGGGAGUACAUCUUUCUCCGCAUCAGCGAGAUCUCGCUGAAACCAGUUUGUAGCCCUUUGUUCUGAGAAGCCAUGUACAUAUGCCCCCCCCCAGGUGCCAGAAAGUACACUAUGUACAUAAGCGUAGUCAACGGGACGUUUAGAGUCCACCAGUAUUGACAGGACUGUUUUCCUAAGCACUGGUUUCCACUCUUGUGCGUCUCGUGUUUGUGGCCCAAGUCAGCCCGUAGGUGAUGUGGGGUUGAUGCUGUGCCUGUUUUGUUCCACCAUCCAGCUGUUGCGUUAAAAGCUUCAGAUCAUUUGAUGCUCUUUUGUUUAGCCAAGAACCACGACUGCACUGCAAGCCGCGUGUGCUAGCGUGGAGGUACACGUGAGGCCAGUGGAGCCCCAUGCUGUGCGCGUGUAUGUCCAGCAUGCAUGCACUAAUGCAGAGUGACUGCACUGCCAACCGUGCACCGCCUCCAACCUAAACAUUUUCUUCUUCUUCUUUUCCCUGGUUGGGAGACAUGAGGGCGGGACACCCAUCCGCAGUCCUCGUUCCACCAAAAAAACGCUAAGAACUUUUGAGAUGUUCGGUUCCAUUCCAGCGUUUCUUGAGCAAGGGAGCCUUGGGCGUGACUUGUAGGCGGUGCCGCUCGUGUUAACCGGGUAUGUGGUCAAAAAUGGCUCAUCCCAUUGGAUGGAUUGCUCUAAUCUCAGCUGACAGUUUACAUAACAACAGAAGGGGAGGCGACAUGACUCCUCAUGCAGUGACGUCACAGCCCACCCUUGUACGGCUUCUCGCCAUGCUCGCAAUCUUCAAUUCAAGCGCAGGGGCGGCGGGCGUAGAGGGGCACCACAGCGCCAUCAUCCACACGCACUCCCGCUCCCUUCCCCGUCCUCCUCCGCUCCGUCCAGGGUCUACAUUGUGAAGCAUCGAGGGGGACAGGGGUCAGGGUCAAAGGGAGUCGGUUCGGAGGACGGAGGAGGAGCAGGUGGGAGCCCGCUGUGUGGACUGUGCGUGUGUUUUUAUUCACCUGAGCAUCAAUGAGAGAAAAGGGGCUGUCCGGGGCCGGAAGAGCACAGGGCCGGGACGCCAUGGCCAUGAAGCUUUUCUUCUGGGAGCUGGAGAAGCAUCUGAAGAGCUAAUCCAAGGUGCUGUUGAGCAGGUAUCAUCCUGACGACAGAGAAAAUGUCACCUUUUGUCUGCAACGUGGGUCAACGUUGGUUCUCCUAGUUAAUCUGCAGCCUCCCAUGUGAUCAGUGCACCUGGUCUUCCUGUGCUGUUGAGCAAACUGUUGCCACGGUGAUGACAUCGGUGAUUGAUGAGCAGCACCUGCUUGACGUCUUCAGCGUUUUCUCCUCUUUGUGAUCUCACCAGGUCCUCGUAAAUCUUCACUGUAAACCAAUCACAGCUUCUUGGGGCUGGCUGUGCCAAUCCCGCCCUCAUUUCCUUUGUGUUUUAAAUAGAUUAAAAUAGUCCCCCAAGUUGCGAAGAUGACGACUUCUUUCUUGAACAAUUUUUAUCCCAGCCAAUAUAAUUGAAGUCACGUGUCGUUAUGCGCUAAAUGGCCGCCAGGUGGCGACAUUGUCCGCUAAAAGGUCUUUUAAUCGCCCUCACUUACAUGCUUGCCUAUAAAAUACAAACAGGAAGAUGAUUUUGAAGAAAAGAAAAAUAAAUUACACUGUAAUAGACGAGUGGAAUAAAAUAUUUUUCAUUGCUGUGGACUGAUUCUUGUUUCGUUGAAUCGGGUACCGCCGUGCCGCAUCUCAUUAUGCAAAUGUAGCCCCGCCGCCAGCCAAUCAGGCGGCGGCUUGGCCUUUUUUCGCCGCAUUCAUCAUCCGGGAGAGUCCAGCCUCCGCCUCAGUCGUUUGUGUGCAGAGCUGGCGCCCGCCGAGCCGCAUAAUGCGCUCCUUGGCCGCUCUUGCACCACCGGACAGCCGCUUUACUGUGCUGAGGAGGCGCACGGGGGCGUGUUGAUGGACGGACUAGCAUGAGUUCGCAGUGUUACACGGUGGCGAUGGACCUUGGCGUUUGCCAACUGCGGAAUUUCUCCAUAUCCUUUCUGUCCUCCGUGCUCGCCAGGGAGAGCGCGUCGGUGCGGCUCGACAGGAGCGCUUCGGGUGCAAGUGUUGUGGCCAUUGACAACAAGAUCGAGCAAGCGAUGGACCUGGUGAAGAGUCACCUGAUGUACGCCGUGCGCGAGGAAGUGGAGGUGCUCAAGGAGCAGAUCAAGGAGCUCAUCGAGCGCAACACCCAGUUGGAGCAGGAGAACAACCUGCUCAAGACCUUGGCCAGCCCCGAGCAGAUGGCUCAGUUCCAGGCCCAGGUCCAGACCGGCGGCUCCCCCACCGGCGCCACCCAGCCUCCGGCCCCGGCCCUGGGCCCCGGUUCGGGCUCGGCUGGAACGACGCAAGUUCUCCCCUCCGCACAGAACUCCGGUGCGUCUGCAUAAAUCCCGCCCCCUCCCUCCGCCCCGCCACACUCUGAGGAUUAGCGAAUGGGAUGAGAGGCGCCAUACUGUGACCCCUCCUCCUCCUCCUCCUGCCUCCCCCAAGACCAACUAUGCUGCCAUCUUGAGGAUUUGUUUUUUUUUGUUGUUGUUGUAGCACAUUUUAUUUAUGGCGUGUCUGACUUUGACCCGCUUCAGACAAUCGCUGUUGUCACGGUGAUGGGGCAAUGCACCCAAUUUUGUCAACCCCCUCCUUGUGUGGAAACCCCCCCCCCCCACCCACCCCCCCACACACACACAUAUCAGCACAUUCCACCCCCCCAGUGCAUCUUCUGCACUUGCACAUGUCGCUGCUAACAAUGGAUGAACUUUUUUUUACGGAGGAUGUGCAUCCCCCCACCCCACCAUUCGGAAUGGCAAGUGGACAUUUCCCGAUAUGGGGGGAGGGCGUAGUUAAGAGAAAAGGUACAAGCGGCGCAUCACUGUUCACCGUUCCCCACACCCACCCCUCUUGGGUGAGGAGUGACAUGUUUAUGCAGGGAAUCAGCGUGCGUGUUUGUUUCCAUGUCUGUUACGUCCUCCUGAUGUCCACGUGUCAAAACAACACCCAGAUGUUUGAUAGGAUGAGCGUUGCCAAUUCUGCCAAGUGCCUGGUUUGUAACCAUAGAUACAUAUAUAAUCUCUUUUUCAGUUCUUUGUUUCUAUGUACAUAUCUUUGUGUAUAUCUACUAUAGUAUAUAUCUAUCUAUGGUUUGCCAGGUGGACAAGCACCUGCAAUAUCAGCACUCACACACGAGGGUUACUUACCCCCACGCUGAACGCUGUUUAUGUGCGGGAAUGUUGUUUUGUUGACGCGAGUGAGGACGUUUGACCUUUGGUUUUAGUCUUUUGUACAGCCAAGCGUGUGUUGCCAGCGCUCGUGCGUGGGUGUUUUGUGCAUGUUCCUCAGCCCAUCACAAAUGUGACGUUACGAUUUGCACUAGACAGUUGCACCUCAAAUAAAAGUGGAAACAAAGAAAA